AUGAAUUGCCUCAGUUGGAACUGCCGUGGUUUGGGGCAAUCACGGGCAGUUCUUGAACUCACCGAUUUGGUGAAAAAAUACGCUCCAUCCAUUCUCUUUCUGAUGGAAACAAGAUCUAAAGACCACUAUCUUAAAAAUCUCUGUUCAAAGCUUCACUUGGAGAAUGUUUUUAUUGAGUCUCGGAUUAACACAGGAGGAGAAUUGACACUUUACUGGAAAGAGGGGACUGAUCUUAAAGUUCUGGACUCAACACCAACUUACAUUGAUGCAGUAGUUAACCCAGGAAUGGAUGACGCCUGGCGGUUCACGGGUUUCUAUGGGAAUCCAAUAACAGCCAACCGGGAACAUUCUUGGGCACUACUUAAACACCUUUGUCUAAAAAUGGAUCUACCAUGGAUAUGUGUAGGGGAUUUCAACGAGAUCACCAAAGCAGAAGAAAAGAAGGGUGGUGCUCACAGACCAGAAAGCCAGAUGAAAGCAUUUAGAGAUGCUUUGGAUUUUUGUGGAUUCCGUGAUUUGAGUUUCGUUGGUUUACCAUUCACUUGGUGCAAUAACCAAUUUGAUGGAGAAGUAACAUGGAUUCGUUUGGAUAGAGGGGUGGCAACACUGUCAUGGUCACAAUUGUUCCCCACAGUUCGUGUUCAUCACAUUCCAGGUACAUUAUCUAACCAUUGUCCCUUAUGGUUAUGCUCUGACGAUGAAAAUGUUAGAUUUUACAAGAAAUCCAGGCCUUUUCGUUUUGAGGCGGUGUGGCUAAAAGAUGAAAGAUGUGAAGGUGUUAUCAAAAAAGCGUGGAGAGACAGAACUAUGGGGGAACCAGUUGACAAACUAAUCCGAAAGGUAGAUGCUUGA
This is a messenger RNA of Quercus robur (English oak), 852 nucleotides long. RefSeq lists its product as uncharacterized. NCBI's taxonomy places the organism in Eukaryota, Viridiplantae, Streptophyta, Magnoliopsida, Fagales, Fagaceae. Gene Ontology annotation, molecular function: catalytic activity. The transcript has a single exon. The record is from RefSeq and is a predicted model, not a curated record. Bases 1 to 852 code for a protein of 283 amino acids.